AUGAUGCUUACUCGUGCGAUUCGAGUUGCAGCUGCGCCCAAGCGCUUGAGCGCGGUGAACCUGUUCUCUACCUCAGCCGCUAUCAACGAUGCUGCCCAUAAGGUCGUUGUUAUUGGCGGUGGUUCCGCUGGUCUCUCUGUCUCUCACCAGCUACUCAACACCGGCAAGUUCAAGGAAGAUGAGAUUGCGGUGGUUGAGCCGUCGCAGUGGCACAACUACCAGCCUGGCUGGUCCCUAGUAGGUGGCGGUUUGAAGACGCGUGAGUCGCUCCGCCGCGAAGAGAGCACCCUCAUCGACCCGAAGAUCCAUUUGUACAAGGAUGCUGUGACUACGAUGGAGCCUGAACAAAACCAGGUGACUACGUCGUCUGGCGAGAAGCUGACGUACGAGCACCUUGUGAUUGCUUCUGGAUACACGAUCACGCUGGACGGUAUUAGUGGCCUCAAGGAAGCGCUGGCCGACCCCUCCAGCAACGUCGCGUCCAUCUACACGUACGACUCUGUAGUAGAUGUCUUCCCGAAGAUCAACAGGCUGAAGGAGGGUCGGGCUAUAUUCACGCAGCCUGGCUCUCCUAUCAAGUGUGCUGGUGCCCCACAGAAGAUUAUGUGGCUUGCACUGGACCAUUGGCAGAAGAACGGCUUGUACAAGAAGGACGCUAGCUCGCCGAUCAAGAUUGAUUUCGCGACGGGUAUGCCGACUAUGUUCUCUGUUCCAAAGUACAGUGAAGUUCUCAACAAGCUGCGUGAGGAGCGCGGUGUGGGCGGUUACUUCCAGCACAACCUCGUGGCUAUCGAGGACAAUGGUAAGACGGCCGUGUUCCAGAAGGGUGACGAGAAGGUCCGUAUGCCUUUCGACUUUUUGCAUGUGACGCCCACCAUGGCCCCACCUGCUUUCCUCAAGAACUCGUCCCUGUCGAACGAGGGUGGUUAUGCCAACGUGAGUCAGGACACGCUGCAGCACGUGAAGUACAGCAAUGUGUGGUCACUAGGUGACUCGAGCUCGCUGCCUACCAGUAAGACUGCUGCGGCUAUUACCGGUCAAGCGCCUGUACUUGUGACCAACCUGACCAACGCGUUGGAUGGCAAAGCGCCCAGUGCCACGUACGAUGGUUACACGUCUUGCCCGCUCUUGACCGAGUACGGCAAAGUCUUGUUGGCUGAGUUCAUGUACGGCUUGAAGGUCAACGAAUCGUUCGCCAAGUUUGGCAUCGACCAGGGUAAGCCGCAGCGUGCCUUCUACUACCUGAAGAAGGACUUUUUCCCUUGGGUGUACUACAACAGCAUGGUGAAGGGUACCUGGGCCGGUCCGAAGGGCUGGCUUAGCGGUAAGCGCUCGUUCUCAACUAGCACACGUGCGAUGCGCAAUACCCCUACGCGUCACCCUCGUGACCCUUUGGACUAUAGUGCGCAGGCUGUUCGGUUUCCGCUAGAGAGUGGUGAAACUUUCAUCGCACGCUCAGCACCAUCGCAGGACACUGGUCGUGUCUCUUUUGGAACGGCUCAGGCACUGUUCGAGAAUGCUUCGCCUCUGUCGCCAGAAGAAGAGGCCAAGAUGCCGCCACAGCUGCGUUCGCAAAGCACUCGUGCUGAGUCGAACAACCUGACAAAGGCACAGAUCCAGGAGAUGCAGCAACUCCGUCAUCAGGACCCUUACAAAUUCACGGCUAGUGUCCUUGCAAAGAAGUUCGGAUGCUCACCAACAUUUGUUAGCAUCGUCGCCCCUGUAUCGAAAGAGGUGCGCUCCGCUCGUAACGCAGAGAUGGAGUUGAAGAAGGUUACCUGGGGUAUGAACAAACGCAUUGCACAAGAGCAACGCCGUGAACGUAAGGCGCUUUGGUAA
This is a messenger RNA of Malassezia pachydermatis, 1839 nucleotides long. RefSeq names its product sulfide:quinone mitochondrial precursor. Gene Ontology annotation, cellular component: mitochondrion. Bases 1 to 1839 code for a protein of 612 amino acids. NCBI's taxonomy places the organism in Eukaryota, Fungi, Basidiomycota, Malasseziomycetes, Malasseziales, Malasseziaceae. The record is from RefSeq and is a predicted model, not a curated record. The transcript has a single exon. Gene Ontology annotation, molecular function: sulfide:quinone oxidoreductase activity; FAD binding.